Messenger RNA from Closterium sp. NIES-65, 3375 nucleotides. The record is from the annotation of a GenBank genome assembly. NCBI's taxonomy places the organism in Eukaryota, Viridiplantae, Streptophyta, Zygnematophyceae, Desmidiales, Closteriaceae.
AUGUCCCCAGUGUUACUGUGGACGGGGAAGGUCGGCGAUGCGUCUGCGUUCCGUGUCUGGGGAUCUCGGGCGUUUGUCCGCGACUUGUCUGCGGACAAGCUGUCCCCCCGUGCUGCUCCCUGUGUCUUCCUUGGCUUCCCCCCUGACGCUCCAGGGUGGCAGUUCUACCACCCCUCCUCUCGUCGUGUUCUGUCCUCCCAGGACGUCACGUUCGACGAGUCAGUCCCCUUCUACCGCCUCUUCCCCUACCGUACUCCUUCCCUUCCCCCCCCACCGGACUUCCUGGUAGACACGGUCGAGCCUGUCGAGGUUGCUGCUGAGUCUGGUCCUGCUGCGGGUGCUGAGCCUGGGGGUGCUGCUGCUGGGGGUGCUGAGCCUGGGGGUGCUGAGCCUGGGGGUGCGAGGCCGGGGGGUGCUGAGUCCUGGGGUGCUGAGCCGGGGGGUGCUGAGCCGGAGGGUGCUACGUUAGGAGCUGCUGAGCCUGGGGGUGCUGGGCCUGGAGGUGCGGAGCCUGCGCCUGCUGGACCUGGGGGCUCUCCGGUUCUUCCGUCUCGGCGGGAGCCGCUCUCUCCACAGGAGCUGCGCGAGUGGUUUGCUCGCCGCUGGAGGCGUGCUGCUGGAGCUGGAGCUUCUUCGCCUGCUGAGGGUGCUGCCGGUCCCGGAGCUGCUGGGCCUGCGGGUCCUACUGGAGCUGGAGCUACUGAGUCUGGGGGUGCUGAGUCUGGAGCUGCUGAGCCUGGAGGUGCUGAGUCUGGAGCGGCUGUGCCUGGGGGUGCUGAGUCUGGAGCUGCUGAGCCUGGAGUUUCUCCUGCUGCUGCGUCUCGCCGGGAGCCCCUCUCUCCACAGGAGCUGCGUGAGUGGUUUGCUCGCCGCUGGAGGAGUGCUGCUGGAGCUGGAGCUUUGUCGACCGUCGAGGGUGCUGGUGCUGCCGGUCCCGGAGCUGCUGGGCCUGCGGGUCCUACUGGAGCUGGAGCUGCUGAGGGUGUUGGUGCUGAGACUACUGCUGUCUGUCCUGGCGGUGGUUCUGCUGCUGGUGCUGCUGGAGGUCCUGCCGCUGGAGGUGUUGGUGGCGCUGGUGCUGUCGCUGAGGGUGCUGGUGCUGUCCCUGCUGAGUCUGGAGCUGCCGCGCGGCCUCGGCCGUACUUCGUUCCGCUCCUACAGCAGGUUCUUGGUCUUUCUCCUUCGGUAGAGUGUCCACAGCCUGUCCAGUCGCAGUCACUGUUGGAGCCUUCCUCUCCUCUGCCUGCUCCCUCUCCUUACACUAGUCCUACUGGAGGUCUUGCUGAGCGUCGUGAGCCUGCGUCUCGUCCCGCGUCGCCUGUUCGUGCUGCUCGCGCUAGUGGUCGCGGUUCGCGUCAGCGUCCUCCUCCUGUCCCUGGCACGCACCGGAUGUCUCUGCGUCCGUCCACUGCUCCUCUGCGUGCCCCUUUGCCUUCUCCUCCUGAGUCCUCUCUUCCUGCGCUUGCCGACCCUGAGUCGGACUCUCUUCGCGCUGCCAGUCCUACUGUCACGCGUCUGCUUGCUACUGUCGUCACUGACCCCUCUUUUGAGUCCACUGCUGCGUCUGCUCUAGUCGCUGAGCUCGUUGACUUUGCUGCUCGCUGUCGUCUCGACUACGCUGCUGGUCUUGUUGCUGAGUCUGCGUCUGUCUGUCCUCCGUCCGUCGGGGGUGAGUGUGCUCUUGGCACGGACGUCCUAGAGGACAGACAGGAGGAGUUACAGUGUCUAGCGGCUGCUUCACCUCAUCUCGCGUCUGUACUGCUUGCCCCUGAGGGAGACCCGGAUGCACUAGACAUCCCGACUCCGCGUUCUUACGCGGAGGCCGUAGAGGGUCCCUACUCCUCUCAGUGGCAGGCAGCUAUGGAUGCAGAGAUGGCUUCCUGGAAGUCCACAGGCACCUACGCUGACGCGGUUCCCCCUCCUGGGGCGAACAUCGUCAGUGGCAUGUGGAUCUUCAGGGUGAAGCGGCCGCCGGGCUCUCCACCUUUCUUCAAGGCGCGGUACGUUGCUCGUGGCUUCAGUCAGCGGCAGGGAGUUGACUACUUUCAGACCUUCUCUCCCACCCCGAAGAUGACCACUCUUCGGGUGCUGCUGCACAUAGCCGCUCAGCGCGACUACGAGCUUCACUCUCUCGACUUCAGCACUGCGUUCCUGCAGGGUAGCCUGCACGAGGAGAUUUGGCUGCGCCGUCCACCUGGCUUCACUGGGACUUUCCCUCCUGGCACCCAGUGGAGCCUCCGACGGCCAGUCUACGGUCUCCGCCAGGCACCGCGUGAGUGGCACGACACACUGAGGACUACGCUUGCGACUCUUGGGUUUGCUCCUUCUACUGCUGACCCGUCGCUGUUUCUGCGCACCGACACUUCACUGCCGCCGUUCUACAUCCUCGUGUACGUCGACGACUUGGUCUUUGCCACAGCGGACGCUGCUGGACUCGCCUACGUGAAGUCCGAACUGCUGAAGAGACACACGUGCACAGACCUGGGUGAACUGCGCAGCUACCUUGGCUUGCAGAUCACUCGGGACAGAGCACGCCGCACCAUUACCUUGACUAAGUCACACAUGGUGCAGCAGGUCCUUCAGCGCUUCGGCUUCACGUACUCCUCGCCUCAGGCCACUCCUCUGCCUACUCGCCACUCACUCUCAGCUCUGCCUUCGGAUGAGUCCGUAGAGUCGAGUGGUCCGUAUGCAGAGCUUGUUGGCUGCCUCAUGUACCUGAUGACCUGCACACGACCUGACCUUGCAUACCCUCUGAGCAUUCUUGCACGCUAUGUUGCUCCUGGGAGACACAGACCAGAGCACAUGGCUGCAGCGAAGAGGGUAUUGCGCUACGUGUGCAGUACGUCGGGCAUGGGGCUUGUGCUUGGAGGGCGCAGUCCAGUGGUCCUUACCGGCCACGCGGACGCUUCUUGGGCUGACGACCAGGCUACGCAGCGGUCGUCACAGGGUUACACCUUCAGCCUUGGUUCCGGCUCUGUCUCGUGGCGGUCUACUCGCUCGUCUUCGGUUCUCGGCUCCAGUUGUGAGGCUGAGAUCUACGCCGGGGCCAUGGCUACACAGGAGCUUCGCUGGCUCACCUACCUGCUGACUGACCUUGGAGAGCCGCCUCGUUCUCCUCCAGUGCUGUACGUAGACAACAAGGCCAUGCUGGCCUUGUGUCGAGAGCAGCGCUUGGAGCACAGAACGAAGCACAUUGCUCUCCGCUACUUCCUUGCUCGUGAGCUGCAGCAGCGUGGUCAGUUGCGACUUGCGUACGUGGCCUCUGAGGCCAACACUGCUGAUGUGUUCACCAAGGCACUCGCGCCUUGUGACCAUCAGCGCUUUUGCACCCAGCUGGGUCUUGUGCCUGUCUUGCCUCACUUGCUCUCCUCUUGA